Messenger RNA from Musca domestica (house fly), 2319 nucleotides. RefSeq names its product glutamate [NMDA] receptor subunit 1. Lineage: Eukaryota; Metazoa; Arthropoda; Insecta; Diptera; Muscidae. Gene Ontology annotation, molecular function: ligand-gated monoatomic ion channel activity. The coding region runs from base 37 to 2064 and encodes 675 amino acids. Gene Ontology annotation, cellular component: membrane. The transcript has 7 exons. The record is from RefSeq and is a predicted model, not a curated record.
UUAACGGGAAUCGAAUCAAACAAUUCCAGCGGCGUAAUGAGGAAAUUGUUGGCAUUACAUAAUAUUUUUCGUAUUGUGUGCUGCAAUGCGUGUGUUAUAAUCAUACUUUGUCAAAUGGUAUGUUUUGGAAAAAAUGUUGAACUACAGGCCUUUGAGGAACAUCUUAAGUUUCAUCAUUUAAAACAAGCGAUUGUAAUCUAUGGCGGCAGGGAGACUCGAGAGCACAAUUGUUUUGGAAUAAAUAGUGUGAAUCGAUAUUUUUUCAAAUUUGUAAAUAUUGCAUAUUUAAAAAAUAACACAAAUUUUUAUAAACUACUUCGUGGAAACUCCCAUCGAACGGGAGUAUUUAUGACCUACACUCGUGGAAACGUAGUAAAGGACAGAUUUCUUCAGAAGGCAUCAGAAAAUUAUUGGUUUAACAAUUCCAUGUCAUGGUUUAUUGUUUUGGACGAUAAAUACCACAAUAACCAUGUGGAGAAAAUGCAACAAGCUUUUGGUAAUUUAAAUGUCCUAUUAAAUUCAGAUGUUUCAGUGGGAUUAAAAAAUAAGAGCUGCUUCAUCGAUAUUUAUGAUAUUUACAAAAUAUGUCAACGUUGUAAAAAUGAGAAAUUGACAAUUGAGUACAAAGGCAAUUGGUCGCAAACCAGUGUUUUGAAAAUCGAAGAUCGUUUCAGACUGCCAUUUGCUCUACGAAGACGGAAUUUUAACAACUCCCCUGUGAAAGUUGCAACGGCUAUCCUCGACUAUUCUCCCAGCUUGAAUAUGACUAUACCGGAAUAUUUGAACGACAACAAACAUUAUUUGUACAACGAUUUUUUGCAAAGAAAGACCUAUCAACUUUUGACUCGCACUCAAGAGGUGUAUAACUACAGUUUCCAACUAACCAUUGAGAAAGAUUGGGGCUCAUUUUCAAAUGGAACCUGGUCAGGCGUUCUCGCCCUCUUAAAGAAUCAUGAUAUUGAAUUUUCCGUAAAUCCGCUACGUUAUAUGAGUGAACGUUUUCACAUACUCAGCUACACGCCGGAGGUGCAUGUGGAACUAGUACGUUUUCUUCUACGACAUCCAAAACAAAGGGGCAUACGCAACAUCUUCUUGGAACCACUGGCCAACACCGUUUGGUGGUCUGUAUUGGCUCUAAUUGUAAUCACGGGCAUUAUGCUGGCCAUACAUGUGCAUGCCGAAUUUCAAAUUUAUUGGGAACUGAAAAGGCUACAGCCACACGAGAGUGCGGCCACAACGUUGAAGCAACUUGUUCCCGAACAUAAUCUGGAUUUCAUUGUAUUGACCACACUGGAGGCUGUGUUCAUGCAAGGUCCUACACCUGAGCAGUUUCAUUCGAAUUCCAUACGCUUGUUGUUGACCUCGGUUUCGGUGUUUGCUCUGUUGUUGGUGCAGUUCUAUGCGGCGUAUAUUGUCAGUUCGUUGUUAUCGGAGCCACCACGCACCAUCACCACCCUGGACGCUUUGUACAACAGUAGUCUGGAAAUUGGCAUGGAGAAGGCCAGGUAUAACUAUGACCUUUUCAAUGGAACAACAAAUCGUUUGGUGGAUAAUAUUUUCAAGUAUCGUAUCUGUAAGAAUGGCAAACAGAAUAUCGUGACAUUGGAGCAGGGUGUGCAGCGUAUUGCCAGGGGUGGGUUUGCUUUGCAUGUAACACUGAAUCGGGCAUAUCAGCUGUUGGAAGACAAAUUAAGUGAAUCUCAAUUUUGUGAACUACAAGAGAUAAUAUUUACCAACGCUUUUACCACUGGCAUUGGUAUGGCCAAAACCACACCCUAUUCGAUUUAUCUAAAAAGUGCUAUUUUGAAAUUUCGUGAGACAGGAAUUUUGAAUUACAACGACUUGGCAUGGAAAUUGGCAAAAAUCGAUUGUGCUGCCCUGGCCAAAGAUGAUGUAGAAGUUGAUUUAGAACAUUUUGCACCCGUCUUAGUUAUCUUAGCCCUUGGCAUUGUCAUUGCAAUAUGGGUUUUCAUUUUGGAACACCUUUAUAAACGCGUCGCAAAUCGUCUACGUGUAAAUUAUGAAAUUGUUUGUAAAACUAUGCGUAAAUAUUUGCCCAAAUAAACAGAGUUUUUUUCACACAAAUGAAGAGCGGCACAAGAAGGAGACGGAAUUUAGGCCAUCUCCACCCCUGCGGCACCGGAAAACAAUGAGGGCCCAGGCUUCAAAUAAUGGCUGGCAAAUACGGUCCGUUAGGGUUGUCGAAAUGGAAGCGUCUUUUAUCCUGUCACGCUAAUUAUUGAUGUUGUCAACAUUUUAGGUUUCACAAAUAAAUGUUGUAGAUCGUACUUAGAAAAAAAAAAAAAAAAAAAAAAAAAA